Molecule: messenger RNA, 584 nt
Organism: Porites lobata
Lineage: Eukaryota; Metazoa; Cnidaria; Anthozoa; Scleractinia; Poritidae
Source: the annotation of a GenBank genome assembly
GGGAAGUCAAUUGAACUCAUUGUUAAAAUUCCUAAUGAGAGACCAUAUUGGUACUCGAGCUAUUUACAACAAGAAGUGUUCCGAAAGAAAUAUACUGUUCCAGAAAAUGGAGUCAUCAAUUUUGUGGUUCCUGGUAAACAAAUUUCACAGAAGGCAAGAUCCCUGACGCUGGAGGUAUGCCUUUGAAUUUUAGCUAUUUGUUAUUAUUAAUUAAAAAGAAAUAAAGUCGAACACCAAUGCACUGGUCAGCAUUGAGAGAACAUUACCUUUUUUUUCUUUUGUAAGAGAUGUAUGGUUUGCAUAAUAAAUUAUUAUCCCCUUUAAGUCCCAAAAGUGACUAACAUCAAUUCUAUCCUUGCAAUAUCAGUACAUGAUCAAAAGAUUAGACUGUAAAGAAAAAAAUUGAAAAAAAUGUUAUUUUGAUGUGCUUAUUCCUCGUUAUCAAUUUUUAUUGGUAGGCAAAUUACAAUGGUAAACGUGGAAGUAGCUAUAACGUAGGGCAGCGUUGGUUUUCUCCAAGUAACAGUUAUAUUGAAAUGGAAAAGAUCACCGUUCCACUGAAAGUGAGUAAACUUUUGCAAUAA